GCCGAGCGCCGCCGCCGCCCCGGAGGCCCGGCCGGUCCGAGAAGGCCGCGCGCCCGAGGCCGGAGCCAUGGGCGAGACGAAGAUCAUCUACCACCUGGACGGGCAGGAGACGCCGUACCUGGUGAAGCUGCCCCUGCCCGCCGAGCGCGUCACCCUGGCGGACUUUAAGGGCGUCCUGCAGCGCCCCAGCUAUAAGUUCUUCUUCAAGUCUAUGGACGACGACUUCGGAGUGGUGAAGGAGGAGAUCUCAGAUGACAAUGCCAAGCUACCCUGCUUCAAUGGCCGGGUGGUGUCCUGGCUGGUGUCGGCUGAGGGCUCACACCCAGAGCCAGCCCCCUUCUGUGCUGACAACCCAUCGGAGCUGCCGCCACCUCUGGAGCGGACAGGAGGCAUCGGGGACUCCCGACCCCCAUCCUUCCACCCGCAUGCUGGUGGGGGCAGCCAGGAGAACCUGGACAAUGACACAGAGACGGACUCCUUGGUGUCUGCCCAGCGAGAGCGGCCACGCCGGAGGGACGGCCCAGAGCAUGCAACCCGGCUAAAUGGAGCUGCGAAGGGGGAGCGGCGGCGAGAACCGGGAGGUUACGAUAGCUCGUCCACCCUUAUGAGCAGCGAGUUGGAGACCACCAGCUUCUUUGACUCCGACGAGGACGACUCCACCAGCAGGUUCAGCCGCUCCACAGAGCAGAGCAGAGCCUCUUGCCUCAUGAGGAGAAACAAGCGGCGGCGGCGGAAGCAGAAGGUGUCCCGGAUGGAGCGGUCCUCGUCCUUCAGCAGCAUCACGGACUCCACCAUGUCACUGAACAUCAUCACCGUUACUCUCAACAUGGAGAAAUAUAACUUCCUGGGCAUCUCCAUCGUGGGCCAGAGCAACGAGCGUGGCGACGGGGGCAUCUACAUCGGCUCCAUCAUGAAGGGCGGGGCCGUGGCUGCUGACGGGCGCAUCGAGCCGGGAGACAUGCUGUUACAGGUGAACGAGAUUAACUUUGAGAACAUGAGUAACGACGAUGCAGUCCGGGUGCUGCGUGAGAUUGUGCACAAACCAGGGCCCAUCACCCUGACUGUGGCCAAGUGCUGGGACCCCAGUCCACGUGGUUGCUUCACACUGCCCAGGAGCGAGCCCAUCCGGCCCAUUGACCCUGCGGCCUGGGUCUCCCACACUGCAGCCAUGACGGGCACCUUCCCUGCCUACGGCAUGAGCCCCUCCCUGAGCACCAUCACCUCCACCAGCUCCUCCAUCACCAGUUCCAUCCCUGACACAGAGCGCCUAGAUGACUUCCACCUGUCCAUCCACAGUGACAUGGCUGCCAUCGUGAAGGCCAUGGCCUCUCCUGAAUCAGGGCUGGAGGUCCGUGACCGCAUGUGGCUCAAGAUUACCAUCCCCAACGCCUUCAUCGGCUCAGAUGUGGUGGACUGGCUGUACCACAACGUGGAAGGCUUCACUGACCGGCGGGAGGCCCGCAAGUAUGCCAGCAACCUGCUGAAAGCCGGCUUCAUCCGCCACACCGUCAACAAGAUCACCUUCUCUGAGCAGUGCUACUACAUCUUCGGGGACCUCUGUGGCAACAUGGCCAACCUGUCCCUCCACGACCACGAUGGCUCCAGCGGCGCCUCUGACCAGGACACGCUGGCCCCUUUGCCUCACCCGGGGGCCGCCCCUUGGCCCAUGGCGUUCCCUUACCAGUACCCACCACCCCCGCACCCCUACAAUCCCCACCCUGGCUUCCCGGAGCUGGGCUACAGCUAUGGCGGGGGCCCCCCGGUGCUGAUGAUGCCCCCGCCGCCCGCGGCCAUGGGGCCCCCAGGAGCCCCUCCGGGCCGCGACCUGGCCUCCGUGCCCCCCGAACUGACCGCCAGCAGACAGUCCUUCCGCAUGGCCAUGGGAAACCCCAGUGAGUUCUUUGUGGAUGUGAUGUGAGCAGGGCCGUCUCCCCCUCUUCCAUCCCACCCCUACCCGGCCAGCUGGUCCCUCUCCAUCCGUCCGUCCGUGGUUUUUUUUUUUCUUUUUUUACUUUGUCUGGUACCUGAAAGGGAAAUAAACGGAACUAAAUCCAGGUGCGCUAACCCUGGCCGGAGCAGCAGGGCAGGUGCACCUGCAGGUUGGCUCCGCCCCCUGCCCCGCCUCUGGCCCCAGUUUGUUCCCUGCUCACUAACGCUGCGUGGGACCUCCCCGGAUCCUUCAUGUCCCCGACUGGACUUGCUGGUGCUACCCCUUAUUCCCCUCGUCCCUCCCCUUCCAAUUUAGGAGCUGACCCAGGGGUGUCCUUGGGGGCAAGCUUCCCCUCUCACCCCCCAGUUCCCGCUCAACGUUCAUUCAGCUAUCACCCCUAUUAACCCCCCUCAGGCAUGUGUGCACACCUCUUUACUUUGCCCCAGGAAACCAACACCAAAAACGUCUUUGCCUCAUCUGCCCCCGGAACUGCCCUGCCUGCUGCCUCAGUCCUGAUCCCAGAGCGUGGUCCUCUGCUGGUAGCCAUCCCAGCUCUCCCUGCCUGUGCCCAGCCCUGAGCAGAGGACCCGAGAGCUGGCUGGGUCGCCUGAGCCCCUCGGGCUUCCAGGGAGCCCCUCUGCUCUACCCCAUUCCUGCCUGUGUGCUGGCUCCCUCCAACCCUCACCCUACUAACCAGCAGCUCAUUUCACCUCCAGGCCUGAAACGUUUCUUUUCUUUCUUUUUUUCCUCCCCCAAUUAACCCUGGGCCUGGAGCAGCCAAGAAUUUCGGGCUGUUUGACUUUCUGUGAGCCCCCAGAGAGGGGAGGCCCAACCUCCGAGGAGACCAGGAACCCUGCUUCUGCAGCCCGUCAGGGCUUCCCAAGGAUGUCCAGCCCCUCACCCACACCAGUCACUAGGCUUCUGG
Molecule: messenger RNA, 2855 nt
Organism: Tupaia belangeri chinensis (Chinese tree shrew)
Lineage: Eukaryota; Metazoa; Chordata; Mammalia; Scandentia; Tupaiidae
Gene: DVL3
Product: dishevelled segment polarity protein 3
Exons: 16
Coding region: 68-1918 (616 amino acids)
Biological process (GO): intracellular signal transduction; canonical Wnt signaling pathway
Cellular component (GO): cytosol
Molecular function (GO): frizzled binding
Source: RefSeq, a predicted model, not a curated record